Cuscuta campestris is the source of this 1070-nucleotide messenger RNA. Lineage: Eukaryota; Viridiplantae; Streptophyta; Magnoliopsida; Solanales; Convolvulaceae. The record is from the annotation of a GenBank genome assembly.
AGUAGAGAGUCUCAUGCAUGUCUAGUAGUACUACUAUCCAAAAAAUGGCUCACAAUUCUUGGAAUUUGCCUAAGGUUGUGUUUGGAUGGGUGGUUUGCAUCCUAAGCCUGAGCUUCAUUUCUUGGUGUUGUGGUUCCAUAGGGACUGUGCACAUAAGUGGGAAAACACCCGUCGGGGUAACCGACACCGACUUCGUAUGUGCCACCUUGGACUGGUGGCCACCCGAUAAAUGUGACUACGGAACGUGUUCUUGGGGUCACGCUUCUCUCCUUUACCUGAACCUUAGCAAUACUAUCCUUUUAAAUGCAGUUAAAGCUUUUUCGCCUUUAAAGAUUCGUUUGGGUGGGACUUUACAAGAUAAAGUGAUCUACCAAACAGAAGAAGAGAAAGAAGAAGGAAAAAGUUGCAUUCCAUUUGUGAAGAACAUGUCAGCAUUGUAUGGUUUCAAUAAAGGGUGUCUCCCAUUGUCCAAAUGGGAUGAAAUGAAUGACUUCUUCAAUAAAUCAGGAGCGGUUAUUAUUUUUGGUUUGAAUGCUCUCCAAGGAAGAACGUUCGAUUCCCAUGGCUUUGCAAACGGAGCUUGGAAUUCGACCAAUGCAGAAUCUCUAAUGCGUUACACCGUGAAUAAAGGCUACACUAUUCACGGAUGGGAGCUCGGGAACGAGCUGAGCGGGGACGGAGACGGUGUAAGAGUAGGAGCGGAUCAAUAUGUUUCUGACACAAUUCAUCUCAAGAAGAUAUUGGGAGAUGUAUACAAGAGUGUUAGUUAUAAGCCAUUGGCCAUAUCACCCGGAGGAUUUUUUGAUGCAAAAUGGUACAAAGAGUUUAUAGAGGAAGCACAAGAGUCUUUGGAUGUGGUCACCCAUCACAUUUACAGUCUUGGCCCAGGUUCUCUCAGAUUUAUUUUCGUAAUUUGACUUUUCAAUUAUAUCUUUAGCAUCGACUAAAAAAAGAGAUAACUCAUAUAAGUAACUUAGUAUAUCAAUGCAAAAUAGAUAGAGUAUAUAUUGCAAUGACUUUAUUUAAAUAUAUUAGUCAAUUUCAGUUAUAAUUAAAGGUGUUUCUAAUCU